This is a messenger RNA of Brachypodium distachyon (stiff brome), 848 nucleotides long. Its product is annotated as ribosomal protein S7, mitochondrial. The transcript has a single exon. The record is from RefSeq and is a predicted model, not a curated record. Gene Ontology annotation, biological process: translation; ribosomal small subunit assembly. Lineage: Eukaryota; Viridiplantae; Streptophyta; Magnoliopsida; Poales; Poaceae. Gene Ontology annotation, molecular function: rRNA binding; mRNA binding; structural constituent of ribosome. Gene Ontology annotation, cellular component: ribosome. The coding region runs from base 428 to 736 and encodes 102 amino acids.
GCUCGAUUUUGGUUUCGGUUUGUUUCAUUUUAUCUUGUAAUUUAUCGAUUACUAUUGUUUGCCUGUUCCUUCUAUCCAUUCACUGGUCAUCGGAACAUGCAUGUCCUACUUGAAUCAAUUCUACCACAUGUUUACGGAGGCUUCCCCAAGUGCACCAUAAAUUGGUUAUGCAAAAGACAUUAAGUUCAAUACUUGUAUGCGGGCACUCAGGAGGGUUUCGUUUUCCUGGGUCGAUGUCAACGUCAUGCGAUCGCUACUAAAGAUAGAGUUUCCUUGGAAAAACCAAGGACAACCCCUAUCUCAGUCUCCUUUCUUUUAAAAGUUCGGGAGCGGAGCUUAAAAAGAUGGACAGUAACGAUCGCGUAAUAUCAAUUUAUUGGCCUCGUCAUUGAAAGCGGCUUCCAAUUGCUCGGAAAUUCUCAGCUAUAUGGGGGACUUUGAUGGUGAGCAAAAAGAAUUGAUCAAUAAAUUGGUAAACUUUCGCAUGAUCGAUGGUAAAAGAACGAGAGUUCGUGCUAUUGUUUAUAAAACUUUUCACCGCCUAGCUCGAACUGAACGCGAUGUAAUCAAACUUAUGGUUGACGCCGUAGAUAAUAUAAAGCCAAUAUGCGAAGUGGUCAAAGUAGGAGUCGCAGGUACUAUUUAUGAUGUUCCUGGGAUUGUAGCCAGGGAUCGUCAACAAACCUUAGCUAUUCGUUGGAUCCUUGCCUGUUGCUACUUUUUUUUUGCCAUUUAGUGAUUGGUUAAUCUGUACUGUACUGUACUUGUGCCUAUUUUUAUCUGUAAUUGUGCGAGAAUGUGCUAUCUUUGCCUUUUGAUUUCUCAAGGUGUAGAUGUAAAGUAAUGGC